UUGUGUUGAGCCCUCAGCCCCUCCUGCAGCGGAGCAGCGUGUGUUCCUCCAGGGUGACGGAGACAGCUGGUCCUACCCUGGUGCAGCAGAGUGAGCGGAGCGGGGACGACGCACCGCCUCCGCCCGCAGCCACGGACGGACAAGGGCCGGGGAUGGCGUCGCUCGGCGUGGGGCUGCACCUCAUCCGCAAGCGGGGAGCGGGCAGGAGCGCCGCGGUGGAGCGGAGGAACCUGCUCACGGUGUGCAGGUUUUCAGUGAAGACUCUUCUGGACCGUUCCUGUUUUGAGACAAUAGACGACACGUCUCCAGAGUUCAUCAACUUUGUUUCCAUCCUGGAGCACAUCCUCAGUCAUCGACUCAAAGGUCAGACAACUUGGUUUGGUUAUGAGAGUCCUCGGAGUUUCUGGGAUUACAUAAAAGCUGCCUGCAGUAAAGUCCCUCAUAAUUGCAUCCGAAGCAUCGAGAGCAUGGAGAAUGUGCGAUCGUCGAGAGCUAAAGGCAGGGCGUGGAUCAGAGUGGUCCUGAUGGAGAAAAGAUUAUCAGAAUACAUCUCAUCUGCACUGAGGGACUUCAAAACCACCAGGAGGUUUUAUGAGGACGGAGCGAUCAUACUGGGAGAGGAGGCGGGGCUGUUAGCAGACACGCUCAUCGGACUCAACACCAUUGACUUCAGCUUCUGUCUGAAAGGAGAGGGUCUGGACGGGAGCUGCCCCGCCGUGAUCGACUACACGCCUUACCUGAAGUUCACUCAGAAUGCAGACAGCAUCAGCAGCGACGAGGAGGAGAUGAGGACUCUGGGGAGCAGCGGCAGUGAGAGCAGCACCCCCGACAAAACGGCUACCGCUGCCUCCAUCUUCACCGAGCAGAGCAACUUGGUCAGCAAGUGCAAACGCUUUGAGCAGAAGUACCGGAUGGCACUGGAGCAGAAGGGCUACCUAGAGGAGCUGGUCCGUCUCCGAGAGGCCCAGCUGACAGAGGCCAUGUCUCAUAACAAAGCUCUUCAGCAGAGCCUAGCAGACACACACGUCUCCCACACACUGGAGAAAGAGCAGCUCGAGUACAUCGUACUGGAACUACAGGACCAACUCACGGUGCUGAAAAACAAUGAUUUGCGGUCCAGACAAGAGCUUACUGCCCAUCUGACCAAUCAGUGGCCAUCUCCUGUCGUCUUGGAUGCCAACGCCGUUGCCUUGGACACGCUGCUGUACAGGAAGAGCACGGGACAGUGGGAGGAGAAGAGUUUCCAGAGCCUGGAGCAGCUGUCUGCAGACAUGAGUCUCUCCCAGACCUCACUUGAACCGGCACACACAAUGAGUCUGGAGGGCAGGCCGACCGGCACACACUGGCCCCACCAAGGUAAAGAGGAAACUCCAUCUCUAAAGGGUCUGUGUGGCUCCCUGACCUCAGUCGCAAGCUACAAGUCUCUGGCCAGCCUGAAGUCCAGCGAGUGUUUGGCCAGUCCUGCAACAGAGAUCAGCAGCCCGGGCUUCACUCCUUCAUAAGGAACAUAGAGCUAAAAAAACACAUCACAACCAGGGCCAGACAAUCCAGGAACUUUCUUAAUGUAGGUGUUUCUGAGCCUGUUUACACCUGGUAUUGAUGUGCUUCUUGGGUGAUACCAUCACAAGUGGACAGCGCUAAGUACAAGUGUAAACAGCCACCAAGACGCACUGUGAUACGAUAACUCCAACCACUUGUAGAGGUGGUCGUGGUGAGACUCACAAAAUUCAAGAUUCUCUCUUUCACUGAAUUGAGACUAACGUUAAGCUUACUUGCCUUGUGACCUCGUCGUAAAACACACUUCAUUCAAACUCAACAGAAACGAAAUAAAACUCACCAAAACCGUCUGACUUAGAUUACUUGCUUUUGGUUUACUUAGUUAGUCCACUGUUCCAAUAAUCAUCGACUCUGGUUCGGUCAAAAUAAACCCUUAAUUCACAGAGUUAGAUGUAAAAAAUAAGCUAUUUUUCCACUGGUCUCUUUCUGCCAUGCAGGCUGGCUGUUUGCAGUCCUGUAACGUUAUCCCCACUCCUCGAAGUCACCAUGUAUGUCAUCUCAGCUCCCUGUUGCACCAGUAGAGACUGACACUAGGUGGUGCAUGAUGUGCGGCACAUAUAUCCUCAACACAGCCUCUCCAUGUGAUUUCAAAAGAAAGAUGAGUGUCUAUUUUUGACAGUAUUGUCUCGGAGUACAGCUGCUGCUCCUUCAUGUCGAAAGGGGUCAAUUGAGGUGGUUAGGGCAUCUGAUCAGGAUGCCUCCUGGGCGCC
Epinephelus lanceolatus (giant grouper) is the source of this 2267-nucleotide messenger RNA. It is a transcript of the gene rundc3b, whose product is annotated as RUN domain containing 3b. The record is from RefSeq and is a predicted model, not a curated record. Lineage: Eukaryota; Metazoa; Chordata; Actinopteri; Perciformes; Serranidae.